Lytechinus variegatus (green sea urchin) is the source of this 590-nucleotide messenger RNA. RefSeq lists its product as uncharacterized. The record is from RefSeq and is a predicted model, not a curated record. Bases 132 to 590 code for a protein of 152 amino acids. Lineage: Eukaryota; Metazoa; Echinodermata; Echinoidea; Temnopleuroida; Toxopneustidae. The transcript is spliced from 2 exons.
AGACACAAUUACGUGCUGAUCUUAUCACAUUUUCUUCGUACCAGUAGGCCUAUUAUUGAUAUUAAAAUUAAUCAGUUCUGGAAUUGGGAGUGAUAACAGGUGACUACUUGCAGCUCUUCACAUACUCCAACAUGCCGCGUAGAACUAAACGUAAAGCUGCGACAGCUGCUGAUACAGAUGAUGGCGAUGGAUCGACAUCUUCAACAUCUUCAGUCACAAGGCCCCAAGAGCGUACAGCAGCACCUCAAACCGAAGACUCCCCUGCCAAACACACCCGAAGACAAGAGCACAUGAAAAGAAGUGUCAGUGCUACUGCUGCGUCAUCUGAUGUGACUGAAAGUGAUAAUGUAGCUACAACCUCGGCCAUCUCACCUCCUGUAGAAAUCCCUCGGUUGACCAAGAAAAAAACGAACGUGCAGCAAUCGGCAGCUCCUCCACCUCGGAACCAAUCCCCAAGCAAUAGCACAGAAAGUCAAGAGCAGGAACAGCCUCGCUUCCCGCAGAAAGAGACUGAAUUCAAAACCCGGAAGUCCAUGCGUCGAAUGCUCACUCAGGAUGAAGAGGACGAUCUCGUGACGUGUCUAAGGUAG